AUGGAAAAAUAUUUUAAAAGAAAGUUAAUUGCUAAGACAUCUCAACUUUGUUUUGGUGUCAAUGAUAAUGAAAACCAGCCUUCUUCAAAGAAAAAUUGCUUCGAAGUUGACUUGGAAAAUCUUCCUUUUGAUCCUGGAUUUCGACCAAGAAUUACAUUUUAUCAUCCUAAUGUUCGAGACCAACUUAGAAUGCGUUAUCUACAAAAGGGUCCUUGUCAACCUCGCAACCAUAAGUUUCCCAAAUCAAAAUAUGGUGAUCAUGAAAGAAGUUUCCAACGUUCUUGGUUUGACAAAUAUCCUUACUGGUUGGAAUAUAGUGUUGAGAAUGAUGUUGCAUAUUGUUUAUGUUGUUAUCUUUUCAAACUAGAUAAAGGUGAGCAAAGUGGCGAUGAUUCUUUUUUCUUAAUGGGUUUCGUAAUUGGAAGAGACUUGAAAAUUUUAAAUAUCAUAUUAGAGCGAGAAGAUUAUCGUAUUCGGUUGAAAGGAUCAAUUUCUGCUAGUCGGCUUCUUCUUCGGCAAGGAUUGCCUUUUCAUGGUCAUGAUGAGUCUGAUAAUUCAAUGAAUUGGGGAAACUUUCUUGAACUUUUACACUAUACAACUGAGCAAAAUGAAGAAUAUAGAUUAGUAGCAUUGGAGAAUGCUCCUGGACAUGAUAAAUUGAUUACUCCUAGUAUCCAAAAAGACAUAAUCAAUGCAUUUGCAGUUGUUGAAACCAUCAACAAACUAAUUAGUGAUCUAAGAGAUGCUUUGUUUUCUAUAUUAGUUGAUGAAGCUCGUGAUGGAUCCAACAAAGAGCAGAUGACAAUUAUCUUACGUUAUAUGGGAAUCGAAAUAUUGUUCUCUAAAUACAAUUUGAGCAUAUCAAGAUUACGUGGACAAGGUUAUGAUUGUGCGAGUAAUAUGAGAGUGCUUGAGGAUCUUACUGAAAAUUCUGAUAAUAGAGUUGAAGCAAGUGAUUUGGCGGAAUAUAUGACUUCUUUUGAUUUUUCUUUUAACUUGCACAUGAUGAAAAAAAUUUUGGGAAUCACAUUUGAACUUUCACAAGCAUUGCAAAGGAAGGAUCAAGAUAUUAUAAAUGUUAUGUCUUUGGUUCACUUGUCGAAAAGAAGAUUAUUGUUGAUCAGAAAUAAUGGAUGGGAUAAUCUACUUGAUGAAGUUUCUCAUUUUUGCAUUGCUCAUAAUAUAAAGGUGCCAAAUAUGGAAGAGAAAUUUGUUGCACGAGGGAGAUCACNGUUAUUCAUGUGGAGGGCUUUACAUAUCAUCUGUGAGCAUAUCUAA
Pistacia vera is the source of this 1278-nucleotide messenger RNA. RefSeq lists its product as uncharacterized. Lineage: Eukaryota; Viridiplantae; Streptophyta; Magnoliopsida; Sapindales; Anacardiaceae. Bases 1 to 1278 code for a protein of 425 amino acids. The transcript has 4 exons. The record is from RefSeq and is a predicted model, not a curated record.